Messenger RNA from Paracoccidioides brasiliensis Pb18, 1221 nucleotides. RefSeq lists its product as uncharacterized. The record is from RefSeq and is a predicted model, not a curated record. Gene Ontology annotation, molecular function: DNA-binding transcription factor activity. Bases 1 to 1221 code for a protein of 406 amino acids. The transcript is spliced from 2 exons. Gene Ontology annotation, biological process: regulation of DNA-templated transcription.
AUGCCUUCCAAAAGGCAACGCCGCAUGGUCCAUGAUCCAACAAUCCCUGAUAUUUCAGAUGAUGCUGCAGAGCGAAGACGUGUUUUGAAUGUUCUUGCCCAGCGACGUUACAGAAAACGAAGAAGGGAGCAUCUCGCUUCUUUGGAGGCUCAGAUACAAAUGAGCCAUCGAAAAACUCGUGAAUCGGGUGUUGUUGUUGUUGAUCCUUCUCCAACUGACAGCGCUGCCGAGAAGCAGUCAGGUCUCGAUAUCCUGCUGCCACUAGGAGCUCCAGAGUGUGAGACAGGGAACAUCUCUCCCGCGUCUUCGGGCACAGUACCACGAAUUCAAGAAGCACUCUUAGAGAAAUCAAACGAUGGAUCUCCGAGUGCUUUGACAGACGUUUUCACCCAAUCCGAUAUUCUAGAUGUUAUACUUGAAUCCAUGAUGCAGAACUCACCAUCCUCAUCCUCACCCUCUUCUAUAACGCCUCUAUCACCUCUGUCAUCAUUCGAUUCUCUCUUCUCUUCAGAGCUAGCCCUUCCCGAACUAUCAGCUCUCUCGUAUCAAUUGCUCCAGAAUCCUAUCAACGAGCAAGAUUUCACCCCAAACGACCUCUCAGCAACACUCCAAUCCUACCAGGCCACGACAUUCACCUUCCCGGAUGACCACAUCAUCGAAAUCCCACCCCUGUCCCUGCUCCGUGCUGUCCUCACUAUUGCCGAUCGACUGCAACUCAAAGAGCUUAUCUGGACCAUGAAUAGCAUCAGCCCAUUCUACACAGGCCCUGCAGGUUUUGAAUGCACAAAUUCCGACCCUCCGCAGUCCUCUUCUACAGCCUCCUCCCUUUCUUCCUCACGGCUACCGAUCUGUAUAGAAAGUUUACCAGCCCAUCUCCAACCCACCCCAACGCAGCGCUUAAUUCCCCAUCAUCCAAUUCUGGAUCUCUUCCCCUGGCCCACCACACGCGACAAGCUCAUCCAGGUCUUUAGUAUGCCGGAGUAUCUCCGGCCAGCUUCCGCUUCUCACCCCAUGGCACUUAUGAAUCUGGUAUAUGAUAUCGAGGACCUCACUGAGGGGAUGCGGGUGAGUGGUACGGAUCCGUUUCAGAUCGACAUGUGGGAGAUAGGACAGAUAGUGUUUGAGAGGUGGUGGUGGGCGUUCGAGACGAAAGUGAUUGACAUAAGUAACAGUUUGAGGCAGAAUAGAGGCCAACAGGGUUUGGCGAUUUCAUUGAGUUGA